AUGCAGUGGAAGUCACUCACUGCCGCUGUGGCACUGCUCACUCAAGAUGCAGCUGCUCAAGCCAUGAUGCGUUUCUCGUGCUCACAACUCGUUAUCGAGCGUUUGGACCCUCUUGUAAAUCCCGCAAUUUCACCAAGUCCCCAUCUUCAUCAAGUUGUCGGAGGAGAUUCUUUCCAAGCCAACAUGACCCCUAUCGUUUAUGACCAAGUUGCGUCUUCGUCUUGCACAACUUGCACCUUCUCGGAAGAUUUCUCGAAUUACUGGACUGCGAAUGUUUAUUUCCGAGCUCGAAAUGGGAGUCUUAAACGUGUUCCGCAAAUGGCCAACCAGGGGCUCACAGCAAAUGGAGGGGUUACCGUCUAUUAUAUUCCACCGUAUGAUGGCAAGACCACAGUUACUGCUUUCAAGCCAGGGUUCCGUAUGCUUGCUGGAGACCCAACACUCCGAAGUGCCACGGGCAUGCAGCGCGGCAUCUGCCAUCGAUGCUUCAGUACUAUCAACCAAGUUCCAUUUGGUGGAGCACCAUGCACUGGUGACGACACCCAAUCAUUCCCAACCAAGAUGUGCAAUGGUGGAAUCCGUUCAACCAUCACUUUCCCCACAUGCUGGGAUGGAAAGAACAUCGACAGCGCCGACCACAAGAGCCACGUCGCCUACCCAAGCAGUGGGACUUUCGAGUCUACUGGUCCAUGCCCAUCGAGUCACCCUGUCAAACUUCCUCAAGUCAUGUACGAAGUUAUGUGGGAUACUAGACAAUUCAAUACCAAGGAGCUGUGGCCAGAGGACACCACCAAGCAGCCUCUGGUCUACAGCACUGGUGAUCCACUUGGCUACGGACAACAUGGCGACUACAUGUUCGGCUGGAAGGCAGAUGCCCUCCAACGUGCAUUAAACGCCAGAUGUUCUAAUGCCCAAUGCAAGGAGCUGAAGUCUCAGACCUCCCAGCAAGCCAUGAAGUGUGCCAAGCUCCAAACGGUCAAUGAGCAAACUGAAGGAUGGCUCUCCGAGCUUCCAGGUGGUCUGCCAAUUGCAUAG
Molecule: messenger RNA, 1035 nt
Organism: Mollisia scopiformis
Lineage: Eukaryota; Fungi; Ascomycota; Leotiomycetes; Helotiales; Mollisiaceae
Exons: 5
Coding region: 1-1035 (344 amino acids)
Source: RefSeq, a predicted model, not a curated record